AUGUCCGAACGAAAGGUCCUCAACAAAUACUUCCCGCCCGACUUUGAUCCGUCCAAGAUCAAGCGCCGCAAGGGCUUGAAGAAGCAGAAUGGGUCGCAGAUGACUGUCCGUCUCAUGUCGCCGUACUCGAUGCAAUGCUCCAAGUGCGGCGAGUAUAUCUACAAGGGCAAGAAGUUUAACGCACGCAAGGAGACGGCGGUUGGGGAGGAGUACCUUGGCAUCAAGGUGUUCCGAUUCUACAUUAAAUGCCCGGUCUGCUCAUCUGAAAUUACGUUCAAGACGGACCCCAAGCAGGGCGACUUCGUUCCCGAGCAUGGUGCGACACGUAACUUUGAGAACUGGAAGGAGACCGACCCCAACAACCAGGCAGGCCUGCUUCCCUCCGCCGAGGCAGACGAGGACUACGACAGUGAUGGCAACCCCACCGCCGACAAGGUCGAGCGCGAUGCCAUGGCCGACCUCGAGCGCAGCCAAGAACAGUCCCGGCGCGAGAUGGAGAUCAUGGACGAGCUUGCGGACUUGCGGCAACGCAAUGCCCGUCUCGAGACCAGUGCCCGUGCCGACGAUCCAGAGUCGCUCCUUGCUGCCCUCCACGCUGAACGGGAGAACGCGGAGGAGGCGGCACGUCGCCAGGUCGAAGACGCCGAGGACGAUGCCAUGGUGGCAAAAUUCUUUACAAAGCUGCCGCCUCCCGGCGCCAAGGUUGACGCCGCACCAGGUGCAGACGACGCCUCUGACAAUGAGGGGACGAGCGCCUCUCCAGCACCUGCUCCUCUCAUUAUCAAGCGCACCGCCGCCUCGGCCAAGGGCGAGCCCACAGUGUCGUCUUUGUUAGCAGCCAAGGGCAAGGCCCUCGACGGCCCUCCAGCAGCUGCCAAACCUGCAGCCAAGCGCAAGCGCGGAGACCUGCAGAAGAUGCUCGGCAUCAAGGGCAAGAAGUCCAAAGCGUAG
Molecule: messenger RNA, 951 nt
Organism: Cutaneotrichosporon cavernicola
Lineage: Eukaryota; Fungi; Basidiomycota; Tremellomycetes; Trichosporonales; Trichosporonaceae
Gene: cwf16
Exons: 5
Coding region: 1-951 (316 amino acids)
Biological process (GO): mRNA splicing, via spliceosome
Cellular component (GO): U2-type catalytic step 1 spliceosome
Source: RefSeq, a predicted model, not a curated record